AUGCGGGCGCUGUACAAGGGCGAGCUCGUCGACGGGAUCCGGCAGGGCAAAGGCGAGCUGGCCUUCGUGAACGGGGACAAGUACGAAGGGGACUUCCUCCAGGGCUACAGACACGGGCGCGGAGUUUUCACUUCUCACCACGGCAAGCGCGUGUACGACGGCGAGUGGCAUCGAAGUGAGAAGCACGGUGCGGGUAAAGAGAGGUGGCUCGAUAGCGGCGACCGGUACGAAGGCGAGUACCAGCACGAUCUCUUCCACGGCAAAGGCGUCCUCACGCGCGGCUCCAACAAGAGCAAGUACGACGGGGAGUUCCAGAAGGGGCGUCGCCAUGGAUACGGCCGAAUGGAGUUCGCAGUCGCCAUGAACUCCGUCGCCUCAUCCGGUGCACUCAAGAAGCUCAUCGGGGCUGCGAUCGCCAGUGGAGCUGCAGGCCAGCAGCUCUCAGCAGGAGUCGCAGUCUACGUCGGGUCUUGGAAGGACGGCAGGAUGAACGGCGAGGGCAAAUACACGCGUCCGGACGGCAGCUUCUACGAAGGAACUUGGCGCGACGGACUGGCCCACGGCUUCGGCAAGGAGCUCGUCAUGGGCACCAUGGAGGUGUACGAGGGCACUUGGCACGCUGGACUUCGCCACGGAGACGGCGCCGUCACGCGCAACGGGACUCGCCGCAAAGGGAUCUGGGAAAUGGGGCAACGCGUGAAGUGGACUACAGCCGAAGUCGCCUUCCCAAAAAGUUGA
Molecule: messenger RNA, 738 nt
Organism: Phytophthora sojae
Lineage: Eukaryota; Oomycota; Peronosporomycetes; Peronosporales; Peronosporaceae
Exons: 1
Coding region: 1-738 (245 amino acids)
Source: RefSeq, a predicted model, not a curated record